AUGGCACCUCAUCACAUAAUAAACCCUGGUCAAAUGCCCAUGCAAAUGCAAAUGGUGCAACCAAUUGCGAGCUCUCCAUCUGCAGGCAAUUUGUCGUUAGAACACAAUGCUCGGGCGCAGUUGUUCCAUGGCCGUGCAGGGAUGAACAAAACCGGCGAAAAUGGUCCCGGAAGGCUGGUGAAUGGUCACGAUCAGGCUGGAGUUCCUAACGGUGCACGACGCUCGCAAUCUCAACAACAGAGUGAUGCUGCGGAAGAGGAACGGAUAGCAGAGCUUGUCAAAAAGGCAAGAUCGCCUCGAUUUGUCGUGGCACAGGGUGAGAGUCAGAAAGCAGCAGCUGCUGAACAAAAAGCAAAAUUACCUCGCAAAAAUCGGCGUAAAACUGAUCUUAGUAAAGAGGCUAGUCCACGUGACGAUGAGGAGCCCUUUAUUGUCGACGGUGAGAAGCGUUCAAUUUUUUUUAUUGGAAGAAUGGUUGCGUGA
Molecule: messenger RNA, 483 nt
Organism: Strongylus vulgaris
Lineage: Eukaryota; Metazoa; Nematoda; Chromadorea; Rhabditida; Strongylidae
Source: the annotation of a GenBank genome assembly